Nycticebus coucang (slow loris) is the source of this 918-nucleotide messenger RNA. RefSeq names its product amine sulfotransferase-like. The transcript is spliced from 2 exons. Gene Ontology annotation, biological process: sulfation. The record is from RefSeq and is a predicted model, not a curated record. Gene Ontology annotation, cellular component: cytoplasm. The coding region runs from base 6 to 446 and encodes 146 amino acids. Lineage: Eukaryota; Metazoa; Chordata; Mammalia; Primates; Lorisidae. Gene Ontology annotation, molecular function: sulfotransferase activity.
GAAUUAUGGAAAAAUUAGAAAAAAGUUUAGUGAAAUUUAAAGGAUAUUAUUUUGGGACUGGAGGACUUGAUGUUGACUUUUUAGAAAAUAUGGAAGAUUUCCAAAUUAGAGAUGAUGAUGUCUUCAUAGUCACAUACCCCAAAUCUGGAACCAUCUGGUCUCAGCAGAUAUUAAGCUUGAUUUAUUUCGAAGAACAUCGCAAAAGAACUGAAAAUCUGGAAACAGUGGAUCGAGUCCCCUUUUUUGAGUACAGGUUUCAAAAAAUGGAUUUUGAUGAAAGGCCAUCUCCUCGUCUCUUCACUACCCACCUCCCAUACUACUUGGUUCCAAGAGGGUUGAAGGACAAAAAAGCCAAAGUAGGGAAUAGAAAUACUGCUAUUUCUGAAAAGGAACUGCUGUUUUCAUUACUCAACUAUGUGUCCUUACAUGGACAGCACAUUCAUUGAGCUGUUAGGAAACAAGGGCCGAAAUAGAAAGUAUUUUAUAUACUUCGAUUUUGUUUGUAUCCUUGUAGUCGCAGCUUGCCUCAGCGGGGUUGACGUGCGUUCUUCAACCUUCUCUCUUAGUGCAGCUCAAAUCCACCAGGUUACUUGCUAAAUUUUUGCACAUACUUUGAUUUUCAGUGGGCAUUUGAGUUCUUAUGUUGUCAUGUUUGAAUUUUGUUUUUGAACUUGUCUCUUUCCGAAUUUUGUAAGAAGGAGAGGUAGUUUAUCAUUAAUAGAUAUGCCCACACACGCAUCACACUGGCACUUUCUCAGGUCCUUCACCCCUAAUGCCCUCCCAGCUUCCCUUUGACACUCCUGACCUAGCUCCCCAGCUCCUUUCUCCUUAACGACCUAGACAUAGUUACUUUGAAAGUCAAGGGAACUUCAGACCAAGUCAUUCUUCUCUAUAGUGAUUCCGUCUCUGUUUCUCUUC